Molecule: messenger RNA, 1641 nt
Organism: Meloidogyne enterolobii
Lineage: Eukaryota; Metazoa; Nematoda; Chromadorea; Rhabditida; Meloidogynidae
Source: the annotation of a GenBank genome assembly
AUGCAAAACAACACCAAAAACAACAUUUAUCUAAAACAAUCAACAACAACAGCUAAACAAAUAUUUUUAGAAAGAUUAAUGAAAUUAGCAUCAGAAAAAGUGUCAGAUUUAUUUAAAAAUGAAAAAUUAAUUCAAGAACGUCGACAACUUUCAAAUUUAAUUGAUGAAUGUGUUUUAUUUGAAAGAGAAAUGUUGGAAAAUUUUGGUUAUUUGGAAGAAUCUGAAAUUCAUGUAAUUUCUACUCUCUGUAAUUUUGACAAAGUUUUGGAAGCUUGGAUAAGAUUGGAAAGGGAUACGCUUUCUGCUGGGGUAGAUGCUAUUUUGGCUGAUAAUAAUGCUUAUGAACCUAGAUAUAAGGAAGCGGCUGAUGUUGAUCCGUAUUUGGUCCCCAAUUUUGCCGAUUCAUUUGUAAUCUUAAUGCAAUCAAUGUCAGAACGUUAUCGUUCAAUUCCCGAUAUGAAAAUUCAAUGUCGUUUUCUUAAAUUACAACUUUUAAUAGUUGAUGAAUUUAGAAGUAGAAUUGUACGAAUUGGACAGGCAAAUAAUCAUAAUUGUUUUUGUACACCUUUUCCACAACUUUUAAAUGCUUUAUGGUAUUUAACUUUACUUUUGGAUGAUUGGAGUGAUUCACCCGAAUUUGUCCGUCUUCAAUUUUUCUUACAACAACACCAACAAACCAAUGAUUCCCAUUCACAACAACAACAAACUUCUACCACCUCUUCAUCCUCUUCCCAACAAUCAACAAAUUUAAUAAAUUCAUUAGCUAGAGGAACUUUUGAUGAAAAUGCUUCAUUAUAUCGACAUGUUUGGCGUUUAUGGGUUAGAAAUAUUUGUGAACAAUUUUCUGAAUUAAUUAGCAAAAAAUUGACGUUAAAAUAUUCAAAUGAAAAAUGGUAUGAUUGGGAAGGGCCUCCAAAACCUUCAGAAAUUACACCUUCUUUUGAACCUUUUUUACGCAAAGUUAAAGAAUUGUUGGAAUGGUUAAGUUCAAAUAUUUCGUCAGAUUCUGUGCUAACUUUUCAACAUUUGACAAAUCAUGAAAUUUGGACAGCUUUGGAUUUGUGUGUUAUUUCACAGACUGCUUUUAAUUAUCGUGGAGCAGCCCAAAUAUUGUAUGAUACAACAAAUGCUUUAAUUCCCCUAUUAAAUCAAUGCUAUGGAAAAAUGCGGGGUGCUGGAGUUUUUGAUGUUUUUAAUGAAAAAUGUAUUUCUGUUCUUUCCACACUUCGUCUACUUUCCUUACCUCCCCCAACAGCUAUAUUACUCAAAGAUGAAAUUAAAAAUAUUCCGGAACAACAAUUAGAUUCAAAAUUGGAACAAUUUGAUAUUAUUGGAAUUAAUAAAGCUAAAGUAAUUCAAAUUUUUGAACAAAGAUGUGAUUUGGUAGCUAUUGAAAAAUUAAUUAGUUGAUGAAGAUUUUUUUGUUUACUUUUGGACUGUGAUUUUUUCUAAUAUAGUAAAAAAAAAUUUUAAUUGCUUUAGAAUAAUGAACAGGGCCGUCCAAGUUAUGCAAGGAAAAUCAAAAAAUAUCCUCAAAAUAUAUAUGCACAGAAAAAGCUCAAAAUAUCCACUGAAGUAUGCAAAAUUCUCCCAAAACAAAUAUGCAAAAUUUUCCGUGUAUACCCUGUACUAAUGCCCUCC